AUGAAUAAAAAUUCAACAAUAGCAAAUAAUAUCAUGCAAAUGCAAUCAGAAGCAUUUAAAAAUACUUAUCAAGAAGUAAAAACUGAUUGGAUAUCACAACGAAUUGAUAAUUUUAAUCCAGAUGAUAAAGGAGAAUUCGAACAACGUUAUAUGUCUAAUUUGGAAUUUCACAAUAAUUCUGGUUUGGCAUUUUUAAAACUUGGUGGCGAGAAUGGAAUUACUGAAUCAAUGAUUGGUAAUGCAAUGAAUCCAUUGCUGAUAUUGGCUAAGAAAUAUGGCGCUGCAUGUUUUUGUUUAGAACAUCGUUUUUUUGGAGCAAGUCAACCAUUUGAAGAUCUCUCAAUCAAAAGCUAUAAAUACUUAACAAUAAAUCAAGCAUUAGCUGAUAUAAAAAAUUUCAUUGUUCAUAUGAACGAAGUAUUUUUCUCGGGAAUAGAAAAACCACGUUGGAUACUAUUUGGUAGUUCCUAUUCUGGUGCACUUGCAGCAUGGUUUCGUGAAAUGAACGAAGAUCUUACUAUUGCAGCAAUUGUAUCAUCUGGUGUGGUUCAAGCUGAAGUCGAUUAUUAUGAUCAUACCAAAAAUUUGGAAUAUGUAUUGAAGGAGGAAAAUGCACCGUGUGCUGAAACUAUUCGAUUGAGUAUGAAAGCACUGAUUGAAAAAACAUAUACCGCAGAUGGUAGGGCAGAAUUAGGAAAGGUUUUUAACAUGUGCGAACCAUUCACGGAGCCACCAAUAUCAAAAGAUAUACAAUUUUUUCUUGCAAAUAUUUUGUCUGUAUUUGGUGCUUUUAUACAGUAUGCAGGAGGAUGUCGACUUCCCGAUGUGUCUUAUUUUUGUGAUCUAAUAAUACAUGACACAGAUGGUAUUGGGAUAAUUUGGAAUGCCUGGAAAAUUCAUGAUAAAGUAUUUCAAUCUGAAGAAUGCUUUGAUCCAAGCUAUGAAAACCAUUUAGAAGAUUUGAGUAAUAUCAGUUUCGUGGAUAAUGAAUUUGCAUCAUAUCGUAGUUGGCUAUGGCUUUCCUGUACAGAACUUGGCUUUUUCACUACAACAAACAAUGGAAAAAGCAUAUUUGGAUCAUCUGUAUCACUUGAUUAUUUUAUCGAUAAAUGCAUGGACGUAUUCGAUGUGCAGUAUGAUGCGGAACGUGUUCGUGAUGGCGUGCGCAAUACAUUGCGUACAUUUGGAGGUUAUGAUAAUUAUAAAGGUAGCAAUACGAUAUUUGUAACUGGUUCACAUGAUCCAUGGAAAUCAGCUUGUUGUUUGAAUUGUACUGAUGUUACAAGAAAUGUUUACUCUUUUAUAAUUGAAGGUGGUUCUCAUUGCACUGACUCAUGUUCUGUGGAUUUCUUCAAUUUACCAGCAUUAGAUGAUUAUCGAAUAUUUCUUGAUGAAAAAAUAGAAAUGUUUAUUGCGGAAAGCUCUACAACCAAUGAUAGUUACAAUAGCAAAAACAAUAAUAACAAUAACAAAACAAUUAAAACAGCGCAACAAUAA
This is a messenger RNA of Brugia malayi, 1497 nucleotides long. RefSeq lists its product as uncharacterized. The coding region runs from base 1 to 1497 and encodes 498 amino acids. Gene Ontology annotation, molecular function: dipeptidyl-peptidase activity; serine-type exopeptidase activity. The record is from RefSeq and is a predicted model, not a curated record. The transcript is spliced from 11 exons. Lineage: Eukaryota; Metazoa; Nematoda; Chromadorea; Rhabditida; Onchocercidae. Gene Ontology annotation, biological process: proteolysis.